This is a messenger RNA of Tarenaya hassleriana, 2246 nucleotides long. RefSeq names its product probable methyltransferase PMT2. Lineage: Eukaryota; Viridiplantae; Streptophyta; Magnoliopsida; Brassicales; Cleomaceae. The record is from RefSeq and is a predicted model, not a curated record. Gene Ontology annotation, cellular component: endosome; trans-Golgi network; cytoplasm. Gene Ontology annotation, molecular function: methyltransferase activity. Bases 233 to 1948 code for a protein of 571 amino acids. The transcript is spliced from 7 exons.
UGUUUUUAAAAAAGCACCUCUCUGUUCCUCUCGACGCCCGUCCAUGGCGGUGAUGGCGAUUCACACAAAUUAGGAGCUUUUUUUUUUUUUAGAAUUUAAUCCCACACAUCUGGAUUCAAUAUUUUCACCACCGCCGACAAAAAAACCCUCCAAGUCCCCAGAUUUCCCUCUUCUGAUCAUCCAACUGUCUUGUGGGGACACCUGGAUUCGUUCCUCUCGAUCGGGUUCAUCAAUGGCGUUGAAGUCUAGUUCUGUUGAUAAUAAAACCAGGAGCUCUAUACAGAUCUUUAUCGUGGUCGGGUUAUGUUGCUUUUUCUACAUCCUUGGCGCAUGGCAGAGAAGUGGGUUUGGCAAAGGAGACAGUAUAGCUCUUGAGAUGACGACAAAGACCGGGUCGGAUUGCGGCGUUGUCCCGAGCUUGAGUUUCGAGACUCGUCACUCGAGCGAUCUGUCCAUCGGCGAAUCAUUGUCAAAAGCCGAGGCUUUCGAGCCAUGUGAUGCCCGUUACACCGAUUAUACGCCGUGCCAAGAUCAAAGGCGUGCAAUGACAUUCCCGAGGGAGAACAUGAUCUACCGAGAAAGGCAUUGCCCGUCCGAAGAACAGAAGCUACGUUGCUUGAUUCCGGCCCCCAAUGGAUACGUGACCCCGUUCCCGUGGCCCAAGAGCCGUGACUAUGUCCCUUACGCGAAUGCACCAUACAAGGCCUUGACCGUGGAGAAAGCUAUUCAGAAUUGGAUUCAGUAUGAGGGUAAUGUAUUUAGAUUCCCAGGUGGCGGAACACAGUUCCCUCAAGGUGCGGAUAAAUACAUAGAUGAGCUCGCGUCAGUGAUUCCGAUAGGCAAUGGAACUGUUAGGACAGCGUUGGACACUGGUUGCGGGGUUGCGAGUUUUGGUGCGUAUUUAUGGAGCAGAAACGUCGUUGCUAUGUCUUUUGCACCGAGAGAUUCCCAUGAGGCUCAGGUCCAAUUCGCUCUAGAGAGAGGCGUUCCCGCUGUUAUCGGUGUUCUUGGUACCGUAAAGUUGCCAUACCCGUCGAGAUCUUUCGACAUGGCUCACUGCUCUCGUUGCCUGAUUCCAUGGGGAGCAAAUGACGGAAUGUACUUGAAGGAAGUGGACCGUGUACUGAGACCGGGUGGAUAUUGGGUGCUUUCUGGUCCUCCGAUCAACUGGAAAACCAACUACAAGGCGUGGCAACGUCCCGAGGACGAGCUCCGAGAGGAACAAGAAAAGAUCGAGGAGACUGCCAAGCUUCUUUGUUGGGAGAAAAAAUACGAACAUGGCGAAAUCGCCGUUUGGCAGAAGAGAGUGAAUGAUGAGUCGUGCCGCUCAAGACAAGACGACUCGAGAGCUAACUUUUGCAAAUCCGAUGACCCGAACGAUGUCUGGUACAAGAAAAUGGAGGGAUGCAUUACCCCGUAUCCCGAGGUAAGCAGCCCGGAGGAAGUUGCCGGGGGAGAACUGAUGGUUUUCCCGGAGAGGCUCAACGCAAUUCCCCCGAGGAUAUCGAGCGGUUCCAUCCCAGGAAUCUCUGUCGAGGAUUACGAAGAGGAAAACCGGCAGUGGAGAAAGCACGUAAAAGCGUACAAGAGAAUCAACGGUCUCCUCGAUACUGGAAGAUACCGAAACAUCAUGGAUAUGAACGCGGGUUUCGGUGGAUUCGCUGCAGCUAUCGAAUCCCCGAAACUCUGGGUUAUGAAUGUCGUGCCCACGACGAAGAUUCCCGAGAAAAACAUGCUCGGUGUCAUAUUCGAACGGGGACUCGUCGGAAUCUACCACGACUGGAUUUACCGGUUGGUAACAAUCUCAGGUGCGAGGCUUUCUCGACAUACCCAAGAACAUAUGAUCUUAUCCACUCGAACCAUCUCUUCAGUCUGUACAAGAACAAGUGCAAACCCGAAGACAUUCUUCUGGAGAUGGAUCGGAUUCUGCGUCCAGAAGGGGCAGUGAUUUUCCGGGACGAAGUCGACACCUUGAUCAAGGUGAAGAUCAUUGCCGGAAUGAGAUGGGAGUCGAAACUGGUCGACCACGAGGACGGCCCGUUGGUUCCCGAGAAGGUCCUGAUCGCUGUAAAGCAGUACUGGGUCGCCGGCGGAAAUUCCACGUCAGCAAACUGAGAUUUUCCGGCGAUGACCACCGGAAGUUUUUUUAUCAAAUGCUAACACCUAACAGAGUUGUAAGAUUCAACGUCUAAAAAUUGUAUGAAACUAAAUUUACUAUUUAUGAUUAUUAUUGCUUUCUUUUUCCU